ACAAAUUGUGACCCACUUUAUUUUUCUAAACUCCAAGUUGGCAUAUGAUAUUCUCAUGGCUUUCUUCCCUAUAUAAGUUCAUGGAGAAUGAAGUACUAGUACAUGAAGAAGCGGGUCUGUCCUUCAAAUCAAUUAAUCAAAGAAGGCCCUAACAAUGGGAAUCUGCAGAGAUAUGGAAAACAAUCCAAGGCGGCAAAGAAGGCUAGGAGGAAACAGAGCUGCACUUUUUGUAUAUGCUAUGGAGGGGCUGGAGAACAUGGCCUUUGUUGCCAAUGCAGUGAGUCUAGUAACAUACUUCUUUGGGUACAUGAACUUCAGCUUAACAAAAUCUGCCACAACCCUGACCAACUAUAUGGGAACUGCAUUUUUACUAGCACUGAUUGGAGGGUUUAUCUGUGAUACCUAUCUAUCUAGGUUCAAGACUUGUGUUCUGUUUGCAUGCAUGGAAUUGUUGGGAUAUGGUCUCCUCACAGUUCAGGCACACUUCCAUCAGUUAAGACCUGUCCCCUGCAAAGAUGUAGCAACAACCCAGAUGAGCCAAUGUAAACCUGCAACAGGCGGCCAAGCUGCAAUACUUUACACUGGCCUAUACCUUGUUGCAUUAGGAACCAGUGGUGUUAAGGCAGCUUUACCAGCCUUAGGGGCUGACCAGUUCGAUGAUAAAAAUCCGAAGGAGGCAUCUCAAUUGUCAAGCUUUUUCAACUGGUUCUUGCUUAGCCUCACCAUAGGGGCAAUAGUUGGGGUUACAUUCAUUGUUUGGAUCAGCACCAACCAAGGAUGGUAUUGGAGCUUUACUAUGUCCACUAUAGCAGUCUUGUUUGCAAUUAUUUCCAUAUGCAUGGGCAAGUCAUUGUAUCGAAACAAUAAACCAAAGGGAAGCCCUCUAGUUCGAAUCAUACAGGUAUUUGUAGCAGCAUUCAAAAACAGAAAACUUCCAAUUCCAGAGAAUGAAGCCCAACUACAUGAGAUUCAUGAGAAAGAAAGAGAUGACAGCUAUGAAAUCCUUAAAAAGACAGAUCAAUUCAGAUUCUUGGACCAUGCAGCAAUUGUUAGAAGCAGUGCAGGUGCAACAACAUCCAUAUCCUGGGGAACCUGGAAUCUGUGCACCGUGACACAAGUAGAAGAAACAAAAAUCCUAAUCCGCAUGCUACCAAUAAUAUUCAGUACCAUAUUCAUGAAUACAUGUUUGGCUCAGCUUCAAACUUUCUCUAUACAACAAAGCACCACCAUGAACACCAAAAUCAUGGGGUUUAAAGUGCCAGGACCCUCUGUUCCAGUCAUUCCCCUGUUAUUCAUGUUUUUCCUGAUCCCUUUAUAUGACCGCUUUUUCGUCCCACUUGCUCGAAGAAUCACAGGGAUUCCCACUGGAAUUCGACACCUUCAGCGGAUUGGAGUUGGAUUGGUUCUCUCAGCUAUUUCCAUGGCAGUUGCUGGUUUUGUUGAGACACGACGCAAGUCUGUCGCCGUCCAACACAACAUGGUAGAUAGCACAGAGCCUCUACCAAUGAGCGUGUUUUGGCUGGGUUUCCAAUAUGCUAUCUUUGGAGCCGCAGACAUGUUUACCCUUAUUGGCCUUCUGGAGUUUUUCUAUGCAGAAAGUUCAGCUGGGAUGAAGUCACUGAGCACUGCAAUCUCUUGGUGUUCUGUGGCGUUCGGUUACUUUACUAGUACCGUGGUCGUUGUGGUGGUUAACAGAGUGAGUGGAGGGUGGUUGGCAAGUAAUAACUUGAAUAGAGACAAGCUCAACUACUUCUACUGGUUGUUGUCUGUGAUAAGCGUUGUGAACUUUGGAUUUUACUUGGUGUGUGCUUCUUGGUAUAAAUACAAAACGGUGGAAGACAAGCAAGGCGAUUCAAAGGAUAAUGUUGACAUUGCCAAGGUUUAGGAAAAGGCAUACUGGAGAGGGUCUGAUCAUUCCUGCACUGUAAGAUGUCAUGCCAAAUGCAGAGCAUAAUGUAGAAGAAUUUUACAGAGGAAGGAGAAGUAACUUAAAGACAUUAAUCACAUUACAUUUGUGUUUGGCUUAUAUUAGACUUUUACUGACACAUAAAUGUAACAUUCAACUCGAGAAGAGCUAUCGGUAAGAGAGAUAGAUAAGUUGCAAAGUCCAAUUCAUGAAGCAACAAAAUUCAUAAUAAAGUGCAGUUCAAAAUA
Messenger RNA from Lotus japonicus, 2154 nucleotides. RefSeq names its product protein NRT1/ PTR FAMILY 4.5-like. The transcript has 7 exons. Lineage: Eukaryota; Viridiplantae; Streptophyta; Magnoliopsida; Fabales; Fabaceae. Gene Ontology annotation, cellular component: membrane. The record is from RefSeq and is a predicted model, not a curated record. Gene Ontology annotation, molecular function: transmembrane transporter activity. The coding region runs from base 155 to 1885 and encodes 576 amino acids. Gene Ontology annotation, biological process: transmembrane transport.